Messenger RNA from Syngnathoides biaculeatus (alligator pipefish), 1685 nucleotides. It is a transcript of the gene pacc1, whose product is annotated as proton activated chloride channel 1. NCBI's taxonomy places the organism in Eukaryota, Metazoa, Chordata, Actinopteri, Syngnathiformes, Syngnathidae. Bases 154 to 1200 code for a protein of 348 amino acids. The transcript is spliced from 8 exons. The record is from RefSeq and is a predicted model, not a curated record.
GAUUGUUUUUGGGUCUCCGUGGAGUGGGGCUCAUUUUUCUGUGCAUGUCUGUGGCAUUUUUGCGUAAAAAUGUUGACUAAAAGUUGAGGGUGGGUGGAGCGGGGGCGGUUAAACACGAAAAAAGUGCUCGUUCCGGAGAGGAUAGUUUACGGUAUGCUCGGAAAGGACACAACUUAUCGAGAGUUGAACGACGACGAUGAGCGCAGCGAAGAAUUGCAGUCACCCGAUUUUUUCCGCGAUGUCGUGGAAAAGGACGGCGAGGGGCGCGGCGAGAGCAUUUUGCCAGAGGACGACUCCGGGGGCGGCACGGCGCCCCCGCGCGUCAGCAAGGCCUGCCUGAAGAACGUGUUCACGGUGGCGCUCAUCUUCAUCUACCUGCUGCUGACGGCGGUGGCCGCCUUCCUGGCCUACCAGACCAUCUCCGACUUCCUGGAGAAGCUCAACCAUCCCGUCAUGUCCGUCACCUACAAGGAGGUGGACGCCUUCUCCCCGCCGGGCAUCGCUUUGUAUCCCGGCCAGGCCCGGCUGCUGAGCUGCCGGCACCGCUACCACGACGACCUCCCGCCCCUGGUGGACCCCGGCCGGCCUCGAGAGGGCGACUGCGUCGUCAAAGAGGUGACGUACUACGGGCCCUUCGCCAACGGAACGCAGAAGAAGGCGCUGGUCGUGCGGGGACCUUCGGACGUCCGCAGUCGGGAGGUGGUCUUCAUCCAGUUCAGUCAGAACAAGACCGAGGAGGACUUUAGCGCAAUCCCGUACAUGCUGUUUGCCAAGUUUAGUGAUCUGGAUCACAGUUUGAAUAAAUCAGAGUUCAUGAGGGACUGCGAGAGGAACUACUCCACGUGGACCUUCUCCGGUGGCUUCCGCACGUGGGUCAAGAUGUCCUUGGUGAGGACAUCGGGGAAGAGCAGCCAAUCGGUGCAGUUUCGACAAGAGUCCGCUCUGGUCAAGUUCAACGACAAGAGGCCCGAACCCGAGAGGAGCAACGAGCUUUUCUUUGCUGUCUUUGAGUGGCGGGAUCCCUUUACGCAAGAAAUCCGACUGAUCGUGACGGCAAACCCGUGGUCGUCGGCCGCCAUUCUCUGCGGCGUCUUCAUGGCGCUCUUCAAGGCGGCCAACUUCGCCAAGCUGACCGUCCAGUGGAUCAUCAGAAUGCGCAAGCGCCACCUGAGGAACAAAGCCCGCCAACUUGGCACGUAAACGCAACACGGGGGAACUUUUGAAUGUUCAAGAAAAAGCGCAGCCAAGUCCGGACACCGCCAAAAUGUUCCGUUGCGCUCGCAGUGGUUUUUGGGACCGUUUUGAAACAAGACGCAUUUCAUCUUUUGUCACAUCAUUUUGUCGUGAUUACGAAGUAGAAACAAAUGAAUGGAGCAUCUUUUAUCGCCACAUUCAGAUAUUUCACUUCUGUUUCCCAAACUUUGCGACAAAUGCGUCCGCUGCGCAUAAAUGAGUGAUUACAGAUACUCAAAUGUUUUUAAUUUUAUUUUUAACCGUUCUACGUGUAGCGUUGUUGUCAAAGUCAAACCUGUUGAUCUAAUGUGUUGUUUAUUUUACUGCUGCACAAUUUUAUAUUAUUUGUUUUGAUUCUGUGCGGUUGAAUUUUGUAGUGUUGAAGAUUUAAUGUCCCGCUGUUGUCUUUGAUUGUAUCAAAGGGACUUGAAUACAUGUCAGUGUGUGCUUCA